Messenger RNA from Acaulospora morrowiae, 420 nucleotides. NCBI's taxonomy places the organism in Eukaryota, Fungi, Glomeromycota, Glomeromycetes, Diversisporales, Acaulosporaceae. The record is from the annotation of a GenBank genome assembly.
AUGAGUUCCAAUUCAACAAUUCCUGAUGGCCUUUCUAAAAGUGAAAAAUUAUUAAUUGCACACGCUGUCUUCGCCGCACUCGCAUGCCUUGUUACAAUGCCUUUUGGCAUCUAUAUCGCACGGUUCGGCCGCAAGACCUUCCAAAGAAUGUGGUUUCACUUGCACUGGUCUUUGCAAUUUUUCUUUUCCACGAUAUUCAUCGCCGUUGGAUUCACAUUGGCGCAUGUGGUGGACAAGACACAUAACAAUUGGGCAAAUAAACCGCAUUCGGCGAUUCCGAGACACGAAAUCAACGUGAUCUAUCUUGGUUCUAUUGGACGCAACAUUAUCGUUGCGCUUAGUGGUGGAUGUGGAUUUACUAGUGAAGUACGCACGAAUACGGACAUAACGGCAAAGUAUAAGAGUGCCCUUAUGCUUUGA